Linum trigynum is the source of this 1682-nucleotide messenger RNA. NCBI's taxonomy places the organism in Eukaryota, Viridiplantae, Streptophyta, Magnoliopsida, Malpighiales, Linaceae. The record is from the annotation of a GenBank genome assembly.
UAAUUAAGAAAGAAAGAUAUACCAGAGAUUCGAAUUGAGCAUGCAUCCUAUUCCUACCAGAUCAACUAAUCUGGAGCUUGAAGGCAGCCUGCAGGCCACCCUUUUUUCGAUCUAUAUAGUUGAGGCUCGAUCGAUCGGUAAGUGAGGACUCAGACUAAAACUCUGAAAGCAACAUUAGUUGAUGAUCGCGUACAGUAGUGCUAGCUAUUAAUUGAGUAGGAAAGGAACGUCUUUGAUAGUUAUAAUUACAGUUAGCUGUCAUAUAUAUCAUAUAUUGAUUGGAAGGUGUUGUACUUACAGUGGAUAUAUGUAAAUAUGUAUGGUAUGCAGGCAGCCAGGUAGGCUAGCAACUAGCUGGAGGGCAUAUCGUGUAUAAUAAUAAUAAUAAUAAUAAUAAUAAUAAUAAUAAUAAUAAUAAUAAUAAUAAAUAAAUAAAUAAAUAAAAGAGAGAAUAGAAUGUAAAUUAAUGAGACGUACCUAAGUUAUUGAGUUGUGGCAAUAUUGGGUCCGGCUGCCGGCUAAGGUUGUCCCCAUCCCAUGCAUCCUUCUUAUCCAUCUCCCCACAAUUAUAUUUGUUGAUUUUUCCACAUUUUCAAUGAAACCCGAAGCCAUGAAAGAAGUACGUACAUAGAAAGAGAUAAAACAUAAGAGAACAUCAUACAAAUAAACAAACACAUCUCAAUGUAAAUAAGAGUCGAGAGAAGUUAUAUGAUGUUUUCUUUUUCGAUGAAAAUAAUUAGAAUAUAACGAAUAUCAAUGACCUCAUAAAAAAACGUUGGCUAUGUUGUAUUUUUCGUAUUAUAAAUGGAAUAAUAUUAAUUGAACGGACAUGUUGUAACGGUGGUUCACAGUUGAAGGAGAGCCAUCAAUACGUAGGUGGCCAGAUGGAAGAUGCAGGCAGGCAGCAAAGGUAGGGCCCAUGCAUGAGAAACCAAUUAAAGCAUGCAAUCCUGAUCAUGAUCAAAUAUAGCUGGGUACAAAACCAACCUCUUUUGUUGCUUGCUUUCUUAAUUAGCCGUCACGCACUCCGUUAGUAAAAGAUAUAGGCAAAUGGUUAUUAUAGUAAUUAUCAAACCAAAUAACUCUAAAUUCUGUUAGUCAUAAAAGAUAAUAUCAUAGUCAAACCGUCCAAAUUAAUUCGAAAAUCAAAUUAAUCAAAUUAAAGUUUAAUCGUGUUUCAGGUGGAAUUUCGCGUGAUCAAUGCACCAUGACUUCAAGAACACAGAAAACAAUGUUACUCGAUUCGCACCUCUUCAACACUGUUCGAACAAGGGUGUUCGAUGCAUACAUCAAAGGAACUGGCUACUUUUACCUCUACUCCUAUGGAGAUUCCUUGAGAGCUCCGCAACUACUGACUACAACUAAUAGAGAAGUCUCGUUGGAGGGUCCCUGGUGCUACUGCUACGGUUACUGUUCUAAAGAGAAAAGAUAAAUUUUUACGAGACUUGUUGUGGAUUGAUUUGUCUGUCUCCCCUCCAGAGUCUUGCUGUGAGUAUUGUUGCGCCUCGUCCUCUGACAGCCUUCUCUCUCUCCUCCCGAAAAUCAGCUCCACGUAGCAUCCCGUAACUCCUCCGAUCAUUCUUUGCAAGUCAGGUGUUGCUUCUGGUAUCCACCUCGACACGUCAUCAUGUCACUUGACCAUUGGACGGUCACCGUACAUAAAACAAAUUGGACAGUAUCCA